Molecule: messenger RNA, 457 nt
Organism: Eptesicus fuscus (big brown bat)
Lineage: Eukaryota; Metazoa; Chordata; Mammalia; Chiroptera; Vespertilionidae
Gene: S100A8
Product: S100 calcium binding protein A8
Exons: 3
Coding region: 108-377 (89 amino acids)
Biological process (GO): neutrophil aggregation; neutrophil chemotaxis; response to lipopolysaccharide
Cellular component (GO): cytoplasm
Molecular function (GO): calcium ion binding
Source: RefSeq, a predicted model, not a curated record
GCCCAGCCGCUAUAAAAGGGAGCGCCACUCAGCCUGAGCAUCCCAUCCAGGCUGUCAACUCUCAGCGCUGUUUCAGGAAGAACUGGUGAAGCGACUCCUUGGGCACCAUGCUGACGGAACUGGAGAGCACCCUGAACAACUUCAUUGAGAUCUACCACAGGUACUCCAAGCUGCAAGGGAACGACCACGCCCUCUACAGGGAUGACCUGAAGAAAUUGCUAGAGGCCGAGUGCCCUCAGUACAUGAAGAAAAAGAGUGCAGACACCUGGUUCAGGGAGUUGGAUAUCAAUGAAGAUAAUGCCAUCAACUUCCAGGAGUACCUGACGCUGGUGAUAAAGGUGGGCCUGGCAGCCCAUGAGGAAAUCCACAAGGAGUAGCUGCUGGGCCUGGAGCUGCUGGGCCUGGGGCUGGGCCCCUGGACUUGUCCCUGAAUAAUAAUAAAGUGAUUGAUACCUCA